GCCGAGUUGUGCGCUGCGGGGCGACAAUGGACGCGGCGGUUGUGGCCGAGGAGGAGUCUCCCUGAAAGCUCCGGGGUCUGCGCGGCGGGGGCCGGGGCGGCAGGGGCUAGACCAUGUCGGGGGCGCCGCUGGGCCGCGCUCCCUGAAGCAGGGCGCCGGCGCUGGAGCCGGCGGUGUCUCCCGGCCUCCUAUGGGCUCGCUGAGCAGCCGGGUGCUGCGCCGAGGCGGGACCCGGGCCGUCCAGGAGCGGGGCUCCGAGGCGGGGAGCGCGGCCGGGCCGGGCGGCGGGGGAGCCCCCCGGGGGAGCGCCUGCUAUUGCCGGGGCGGCCGCAAGCGCAAGCGCAGCAGCGGCGCCUUCUGCUACUGCGAGCCCGGCUCGGAGGAAGAGGAUGAGGACGAGGAUGAGGAAGAGGGGGACGAGCAGGAGCGGCUCCUCAACACCCCCCGCAGGAAAAAAUUAAAAAGCACAUCCAAGUAUAUUUAUCAAACUUUAUUUUUGAAUGGGGAAAAUAGUGACAUUAAGAUUUGUGCUCUAGGAGAAGAAUGGAGCUUACACAAAAUAUACUUGUGUCAGUCUGGCUAUUUUUCCAGUAUGUUUAGUGGGUCUUGGAAAGAAUCAAGCAUGAAUACUAUUGAACUGGAGAUUCCUGACCAGAAUAUUGAUGUAGAAGCUCUUCAAGUGGCAUUUGGAUCUUUAUAUCGAGAUGAUGUCUUAAUAAAGCCCAGCCGAGUUAUUGCAAUUUUGGCAGCAGCUUGUAUGCUACAGCUGGAUGGUUUAAUACAACAGUGUGGUGAGACAAUGAAGGAAACAAUUAAUGUGAAAACUGUAUGUGGCUAUUACACAUCAGCAGGGACCUAUGGAUUAGAUUCUGUAAAGAAAAAGUGCCUUGAAUGGCUUCUAAAUAACUUGAUGACUCACCAGAGUGUUGAUCUUUUCAAAGAACUCAGUAUAAGCCUCAUGAAACAACUGAUCUGUUCUUCUAAUCUAUUUGUAAUGCAAGUCGAGAUGGAUGUAUACACUGCCCUCAAGAAGUGGAUGUUUCUUCAGCUAGUGCCUUCUUGGAAUGGAUCAUUAAAACAGCUUUUACCUGAAGCAGAUGCCUGGUUUUCCAAGCGUAGGAAAGAUUUUGAAGAAAUUGCCUUCCUUGAAAUUGAUCAGGGAAAAGCUUUUGUACCGGUAUUCCGACACUUGAGGUUGCAGUACAUCAUCAGUGAUUUAGCUUCUGCAAGAAUCAUUGAAAGAGAUGCUCUAAUACCUUCAGAAUGGUUGGCUUCUGUUUACAAGCAGCAGUGGUUUGCCAUGCUCAGAGCAGAACAAGACAGUGAUACGGGACCUCAGGAAAUUAAUAAAGAGGAACUUGAAGGAAAUAGCAUGAGGUGUGGUAGAAAACUUGCCAAGGAUGGUGAAUACUGCUGGCGGUGGACAGGGUUUAACUUUGGCUUCGACUUACUUGUCACAUACACCAAUCGCUAUAUUAUUUUCAAACGCAACACACUGAAUCAGCCAUGCAAUGGAUCUGUCAGCUUACAGCCUCGAAGAAAUAUAGCAUUCAGACUACGGUUGGCCUCUCUUGAUAGUAGUGGGAAACUGAUUUGUAGUAGAACAACUGGAUACCAAAUACUUACUCUUGAAAAGGAUCAGGAACAAGUGGUGAUGAAUUUGGAUAGCAGACUUCUCAUCUUUCCUUUAUUUAUCUGCUGUAACUUCCUGUAUAUAUCACCAGAAAAAAGAACUGAAAGUGGCGAUCAACUAGAGAAUACAGAGAACUGAGCAAUCUGGUCAAACGGAACACAGUUGCACUUUGAAAAUGUUUUAUUUCUACUUUAACAUUAUGGCCCUACUGAUAUACACAAAUAAGGUGACUAAUGAUGAGAAAGGCCUUAUGAACUGUAGCAGAUAAUACCUAUAACUCCUUUUUAUCCUCAGUAUAAUUCUAUGCAUAUAUGAAGAAAGUGAAUUUUGAAGCCAAGAAAUUCUGCCAAACCCAAUUAUGCUAUGAAAAUGUCAACUUGUGCUUUCUGUUUAGCGUUAGCAGACAAGAACUGAAGAUUAAUGGGACAUUCCACAUUUUUCUACCAAACUAAAUACAUAUAUGCUUUUUUUGAUAAAGUGUGACCUAACCCAACGUUGGUGAACUUUGGUUAUAUAUAUCUGUAAAUUUUCUAUUGUUUGGAUGAAAAAUAACUAGGAAAUUAUUUGAACAGCUGGCUACAGAUUUGAUGAUGCAUCUUUAAAGCUGCCCUUCAAUUUUAUCAUUCAAUCUCUACUAAUUCUGCCGUCCUCUUCUUGUCUAUGUCCUUUUAAUUUAUACUUGAUUUGAAUGAUUUCACAUCCCAUAUAUGUUUUGGGAAGUUGAAAGACUAACCGGAGGACUGUAUUUGUUUUUUCAACUUGAGAUAAUUUUUCAUGUUGUUUUGCCUUUAUUUUAAUUUUUCUAGCAUUUAAAAUAAUCAGUCUCACUUUCCACAAAGCUUAUUUUGGGAGAAAGGAAUCUUUAUUCAUUCAUCUUGCUUUGCUUCUUUAAGGCAGUUCUUUUCCCUUCCAUAGUCUCUCUUUAGCAUCCUGUAUAGUCUUAAAUUAUUAUUCAUGUUAUUUGUGUACCAAGUAUUACUUAUUAAGCAUUUUUAUUCUGUGCUCAUCUAUAUAUACAUAUAUUUUUAAAACAAUUUUUUUAAGGAUCCUAUUUCCUACUUAAGCUCAGGAAAUUGUGACCACUGAGUUGAGUGCCUUUGAGUUUCACAUUCGAAUACAAACUUCUUAGUAAACCCUUGAUGGGUUCAUAGAAUCCAAAAAAGAAGUUGAUAACUAAGGGUCAUUGUAAAAAUUGAAGAAGUAUUUUUAGUUAAAAAUAAGAUGUAUACUGUCAAUAGUCUGUAUAUGUUGGUUUUCUAUGUUUAUGUGUAUCUUGAAAAACAUCCUGAUUUUUUUUUCCAGGCAGAGCAAGUACUUUGAUUAGCACUUAUUUUUAAUAUGUUGACGAAUUAGGAGAUUUUAAUUUUAUCCUGUUUGGUGUACAAAUAAUAAACACCUAUUUAGUAAGAGGUAAAACAAGCUGAUACAGUGGAUAAAUCCUUUCAAAGGAAUAAGUUUUUUCACUUAAUGAAACCAGAGUUUUUCCUUUCCAACCAGAAGUAAUUUUAUUAUCUAUCUGGACCUUCUUCAAAAAAAAAAGUACUUUUAACAUUUGUUAUCCAAUUCUUUGGCAGGUUCAGAAAUUUAUUUUUACCAUUUAAACUAUUCUCUUGGUGUAAAUUUCUUAAAAAUCAUUUUGAAAGUUCUUUAUUUUUUCACUGUUCAAUAUUUCUCAUUUAAUAAAAUAAAACUAAGAAGUUUCUUAAUUUCAAGCUUGACCACAGGACGUCUGAAAAGAGAUUCUGCAUAUUUUUCCUAUAACUUUAACUUCCAAGAUUCUUCUGACUUUGUAUAUUAAAUCAAAUGAAUGUCCAGCUACUUCUAAUUAAUUGAAUAAUAGACAAAGGAUUGUAUUUAGGUUUUAAAAAAAAAGCUUGAUGGAGGAAAUGAAUUAAAAAUAAGCUUAUUUGUUAACAUUCCAUUUCCUUUAUGUGAAUUAUAUACAGUACUUGUGCAGUAGAAUAGAAUCCUAGUAAAUUUGUUCUUUACAGACAUAAAAUUAGACUAAUUUCUAAUAAGAAUAGAUUCUCCUGAGAGACUGAGAAUUUAUUCUUCAGAUUGACUGUAAAGAUUUUUUUUGUUUUAUCACCCAUAUCUUUGAUUUUUAUAAUAAAAUAUUUUAAUGAAGGUGCUACUAGAGUCAGCAGAAGUACCAGCAUAUGAAUUUGUCAUGAAUUUAUUGAAGUCUGCCACUUUAAGCUAUUUAUUCAAUGGCAAUUUGUUGUAUGAAUGAGACCUGGAGAAGUUUUCCCUCCACCAUCAUCUGUUUUGCCUUUGUGUGACCCAUCAUUGUUGAAAUCAAAAAACACAAUAGGUUCUUUUUAUUAUGUAUUUCUCCCUUUCACCCACAUAAUCAAAUGGUUUGGCAUGAAUGAACCAAUCUUUAGACUUCCCAGUCUGAUGAGUUUGUCUGACAUUAAAGCAUAGGCAGGAACAGGGCAAGAAGCUAAGAGCAGAUGGGUUUUUAGGUUUUGCAUCUGGCUCUUUUCCCUGUCAUCUGAGCCAUAUGCAACAAACAUUAAAUUCAUACCAUGAGGCACUUGCGACAGGGAUUAUAGGGACUAAAUAAGGCCAAUUCUACCUUGGGUCUAAUGGGAUCUUGUGACAUACACUGCUGGUUCAAAGCAGAAUGUGUGUAUUGGGUAUAAAGGAGUACUUUGACAACUGCACAAAACUGGCCGUGCAGACAUCACCCCCAUUUUGUAUAUGAGUAAAGGUAAGGAAGUGUAAGUGACUUGCUACAAAAUUAAAAAUCUGUUAGAUGGCAUAUCUUGGACUUGGAUCCAGGUCUUCUGACUUAAAAGUUAAAUGCUCUUUCCAUUAUAGCACAGCUGCUAUUUUUGUGAAAAUUCUAUAUUGUAUAUACGAACAUAUGAAAGAUAAUGGAGGAACUAGAGGUAUGGCAAGAGCUACUGUAGGAAAAAUUAGACUAAGGUUGAGAAUAUAGUAGUGCUCAGUAUAGAGUUCUUGUUCUUUUAUUAGAUAGUACAUAACAUUUUGAACAGCUUUGUGUAAAAAUUUUCCUUUUUAUUAUGUAUUUAUUACUCCCUUUCAUACACAAUUCUAGCUUAGCUGAACUACUGUUAUCCAAACUUGGUAAUUGUAUCUCCUACCUCCGUCCUCCUUUCUUAAAUUAUACUUUCAUUUUUGCCUCUCAGAAUUCCUUAUCUUGCUCCGUUCAGAUGAUACUCUCUGUAAAGUCUUCCCUACCCUUCAUUUGUUCAAUCAUUCCGAUCCCCUUGUUGUUUUUUCAUAUUUAUGUACAUAUGUGCCUCCCGUUAGAUGGAAGGUCCUUCAGAAUAGACAUCAUUUCAUUUUGUCUUUUCCCCUGACUACCUGGCAUAGUAUUUCCCACAAUAACGUUUCCUAAAACAUCACACAGUUUGUUGGAUAGGACCUCAGCCAUCAAUCUCAUAUUCGAAAAAAGGAAUCAUACCCUUAUCAUCCCAAGGGGUCAUCAGCUUCUUGCUUUGACUCUGUUGAGAAGGGAUCACACCACUUCCAAGGCUAACCUAGAGAGAGCUAACCAGAAUCUGUCUAGUAACUUAGGGAUGAGGAGAGUAGUGGAUACUGGCUCACUGCACUUUGUUUUCUCAUCAGUAGGUUGACCUGCAAGUUUUCCUUCUCAUUACUGGUCAUGUAAUUAUGCCACUUCUCAUUCAUUAACUAUGGGCACCAUUAAUAUUUUUGAACAGCUAUGUAACCCUAAGCAAGUCACUUCACUUUCUCCGCUUCAUUUUCUUCAUAAAAAUGGGGAUAAUACUGAUUUCAUAGGACUGUUGUGAGGAGAGCACUUUAAUAAUAAACCUUGAUACCAUA
Molecule: messenger RNA, 5452 nt
Organism: Monodelphis domestica (gray short-tailed opossum)
Lineage: Eukaryota; Metazoa; Chordata; Mammalia; Didelphimorphia; Didelphidae
Gene: GMCL1
Product: germ cell-less 1, spermatogenesis associated
Biological process (GO): germ cell development
Molecular function (GO): protein binding
Source: RefSeq, a predicted model, not a curated record